AUGGUCGGCGUAUCGGACCGUAGCGACUGGUACGCUAGCAGCAAUUAUUCCGACAAGAACGGCAAGAACGUCCUCAUCGGUUGGAUGCUGUCGGUACCGCGUGAGGUCGGAGUUGUCAUCGUUCGUGACAUCUACGGCGUCGAACAGCACGUGGUUGGCAAGGGCGACUGGAUCGUGUCCGACUCGAAGGACAUCAUCAAGACGCUCAGCGUGAAGCCGCGGAGCAACCUGCAGCUGCUCCGCAACGAGAACUCGCUUGAGCAUGUGGCCAGCGUGUCGGUCAACGGUUUGUCGCAGGUUCUGAACUCGACGGGCGCUUCGUUCGAACUGAUCGCUGAGGUGGCGGACUUCGAGCGUGGCAGCAAGGUGGGUUUCGAGGUGCGCCGCAGCUCUACCGGCGACGAAGUAGCUACGAUCGUGUACGACGACGCGCAGAAGAAGAUGAUCAUUGACCGAUCGAAGAGUUUGACUGCUGACUGCACUGUUUUCGCUGAUAACGGCGUGAAACCAAUCUCGGAGUCGAUUUUGGGCCACUUCUACCUGUACGACCUGUUUAACGGCGCUUCUUAGAGCGACGUGUGCGUGGCCACCAGUGAGAAGUUGGGCUUCCACGUGUUCGUGGACGUGUUGAGGGUCGAGGUAUUCGUGAACAACCGCUUCUAGCUGUCGGCUCGUAUCUACCCAUGCGCGUCGCAGUCCAAGUCGGACGGCAUUGCCCUGACGGCUUCAGGUGAUUCCAUGUUCCGCGCAGGAUGGCCUGGAUCCCGGGGUCCGCCAUGCCGCGACUCGCAAGCGCCUCGUUGGUUUCUCCGCUUGAAUCUUGUACAAGACUUUCCGCAGGCAUUCUCGGUGGUUUGGGCCCAGCGCCAGCCCCUUCUCAUAGCUCACGCGGGCAUUUAGGAACUCCUUCAUGAAGCACUGGAUGGUGCCCAUGCACAACGCCUUGACGUGAGCUCGAUGGCCUUCUUGCUGUCCUUCUUGGCCUCGUAGAAGAACGUCAACUUCAAGAGGCGGCAGCGCCGUGAUUGAUGUUUGCGGCCACAUUCUCGGUCACGGCGCUCCAGUCGUAGCUGCCCUGUGUGAUGCACUCCGAAAUGGUCGAACCGUCCGAUCCGUCGUGGCCAUGCAGUUCUUGGUGGCCCUAUCAUCCGAUGGGCGCUGGGCGGUGGCGUGCAGCUUCUUGUUGGGACACAAAGCUGGCAGACCUUUGAUGGCGCGCUGCUAUCAUGGCCGAGGCGUAGUUUUCGUAGGCCGCGUACGUCUCGAAGUUGAUGGCGCUGGUGGUGCCGCCGGCGCCCGCCGAGGUUCACGCAGAGAGUUUUACAAUAUCGUCAAAUUUCGUAUCUUGGACCCAAGAAUCUUGAAUCCCGAAAGAUGACAUCAUGACUCUGUUCUCGAAGUGUUUCCCCUCUUUCUCGUGCUAAUCGUGGUGCUGCCCGUCGACAGACGUCGG
Messenger RNA from Phytophthora nicotianae INRA-310, 1453 nucleotides. RefSeq lists its product as hypothetical. Gene Ontology annotation, biological process: sucrose catabolic process. NCBI's taxonomy places the organism in Eukaryota, Oomycota, Peronosporomycetes, Peronosporales, Peronosporaceae. The transcript has 2 exons. The record is from RefSeq and is a predicted model, not a curated record. Bases 1 to 570 code for a protein of 189 amino acids. Gene Ontology annotation, molecular function: sucrose alpha-glucosidase activity.